Messenger RNA from Penicillium daleae, 822 nucleotides. RefSeq lists its product as uncharacterized. The coding region runs from base 1 to 822 and encodes 273 amino acids. NCBI's taxonomy places the organism in Eukaryota, Fungi, Ascomycota, Eurotiomycetes, Eurotiales, Aspergillaceae. The record is from RefSeq and is a predicted model, not a curated record. The transcript is spliced from 2 exons.
AUGGAGACCGCUGAAGCUCAAGACGAGAGAAAUGCAGACAUGGAGCUGCUCCAAGGACUAGAAGAGGCACUGCACUGCACAACGUGCCAGAUCGCUAUUACCCAAGCGAGCAUGGCAGAUGAUAUCCACAAGGGCGCAUACAUCACCUCCCACUACCCACCAUUCUUCCUGAACAACAACACCCGAGACGACAACAUCUCCCCCGAUAACACCCAAGAACUCACCGGGGAGCCAUCUUUCUGGAAACACAUCUCCAUUUCCCAGCGCGAGCGCUACUACGAACUAGUCGAACAAGCCCUCAACCACCUCCUCGAUGAAACAAAAGACAUCGACCCCGAAGUCGCCAUGCUCUUCGCCCACUAUCAAAUCGACUUCCACAUCCGCCAGCACUACCUCGCACACCGCGGGGUGCUCACAUUCUGCCGUAAUGCAGACGACAUGCAACAACUCCGCCACUGGCAAUGGAAAAUGGACGACAUUGACAACAUGAGAAGCGUCAACCUGGACACUGUCUGGCCACAGGGGUGCAGGCACGCCGCCUGGCCGAAUGACAAGAACCUCGAAAUGAUGCACCAAACACUCAUGUGGAAGCGUGCCUGGCCCGCGCGACGCAAGCGGGUGGCUGAAGUCCGGGCUCGAUGGGCGAUUAUCAUGGAAGAGCGACGGAAGCAGCGGGAGAUGUUAUUGCUCAAGCAGAGGGCUACUAUCACGGUACGGCUUUACUGUCGGGGAAAGUUGAUGGAUGUAAGGGAGCUCAAGAGGAUCACACAUUCUGAGCCGACGCUUCGACCGGGGAGGAUUUUGCAGAGCUCUGGAUUUUGA